ACGUGAUCCGGAAGUCUCGCGAUUGUGAAUCGUUUGCAGCUCCGCGGUUCGUCGCGCACCUGACGCUCAUUAGCCCGUUGGGCAGCUUUGUAUAAAGUCUUUUGUUGUUGUUUUGCUCGUUUUUGUUAUCUUAUGUGAUUUAUUGUUUAUAGAUUAUAAAUGAAACUAUGCCUCCUAAAAGGCGAACGUUUGUCCUCCGUGAAAUGGCGGCCACGAGCUUCUCGCCACUCCCCAAAAAAGUAGCGAGAAAGUCUGGUCUCUCGAUCUCUCAUCCGGGCACGAGCAUCAUGGUCAUGGAGGCGCUCAAAGCGUUGGAUUCCAGAAAGGGGGUCUCCAAAUACGCCAUCCAGAACUUCAUCUUGCACAAGUACCCCACCGUGGACCGCAUCCGCAUGAAUUACUUCGUCCGCAGAGCCCUCAAGAAAGGCCUGGAGAACGGCAGCUUGGUGCGGCCUCCCAACUCCACCGUCACCACGGGCGUCGUCGGCAAAUUUCGGCUUGCACCAAAGUCCAAAGUGAAAGCGGAGAACUUGGAUCCGAAUGUCCAGAAAGUUCCAGAAGCGGCAAAGGAAGCACCCAAGAAGACGAAAGCUGGUGGCACAAAGAAGAAAACUGCUGCAGACGAACAACCCAAGUUGCCAAAAAAAGAGGCCCCAAAGGGUACCAAGAAAGAAGAGGAGGCUCUGCGCUCAAAGGCGGCGCCGGCAAAGAAGCCCAAAGUUAAAAAAUCUGCGGACGAGGUCGUCGAUUCCAAAGCGAAGCCCAGGGAGGCCGCAGCCAGCAAGAAGACCAAAGCAAAAAAAGUUUCGGACGAGGUUGUUGCAGACACUAAAGCGGAAGUGAAGAGCGGCGCAAAGUCCAAGGAGGUCAAGGACGCCACAGCCAAAAAGACCAAAGCAAAAAAGGUCACCGGCGCGGAGGUCAAGGAACCCGCUGCCGCCGGCAAGACCAAAGCCAAGGAAGCGAAGGUGGGAAAGAGGAAAGCGGCCAAAGAGCCUGCUUCGAAAGCUCCGGCGAAACAAGGCAGGAAGAAUGCUCAGUGAAUGUUUUAAUUAUUGUCUCAAUAAAUCUUUUUUGUAGCUCUUUGCUUAAA
Messenger RNA from Syngnathoides biaculeatus (alligator pipefish), 1093 nucleotides. Its product is annotated as histone H1-beta, late embryonic. Lineage: Eukaryota; Metazoa; Chordata; Actinopteri; Syngnathiformes; Syngnathidae. The coding region runs from base 168 to 1043 and encodes 291 amino acids. The record is from RefSeq and is a predicted model, not a curated record. Gene Ontology annotation, molecular function: DNA binding. Gene Ontology annotation, biological process: nucleosome assembly. The transcript has 5 exons. Gene Ontology annotation, cellular component: nucleosome.